Messenger RNA from Anthonomus grandis grandis, 1659 nucleotides. RefSeq lists its product as uncharacterized. Gene Ontology annotation, molecular function: heme transmembrane transporter activity; heme binding. Gene Ontology annotation, biological process: heme export; transmembrane transport. The coding region runs from base 217 to 1617 and encodes 466 amino acids. The record is from RefSeq and is a predicted model, not a curated record. NCBI's taxonomy places the organism in Eukaryota, Metazoa, Arthropoda, Insecta, Coleoptera, Curculionidae. Gene Ontology annotation, cellular component: membrane. The transcript is spliced from 9 exons.
UGUCCCUGGGCCUCGUUUUUGAAAUAUUACGCUUGUACAAACUAGACAUUUUCCUUUUCCAGUUUUUCUUGUAAAAAAAGCGCCGGAGUUUGCUUAAUUUCGUAUGGAGUCUUAUAAUAAAUACAUCAAGGGAAAAUUCACUUUUUGGUUUUUUAAGUUUGAUCCUGAAAAAGCAAGGGUUUAUGGUAAAACUUGACCAGAUAAUUCAUUUUAAAAAUGGAGGACCGAACUAAGAAGUGGACGGAUAAACAGGAACAAAACCAACUAUGCCAAGCCGAAGAGGGUUCGGCAGCAACUCCAAUAAAAGUUUUCAAGAAAAGAUGGGCGAUUCUCGCCAUAUACGUUUUGUAUUCCGCAGCAAAUUCCUUUCAGUGGAUGGAAUAUUCGAUUAUUGCCAACGUAGUUAUGAGGUUUUAUAAGGUCAGUCCUGCCCAAGUUGAUUGGACCUCCAUUAUUUAUAUGUUGAUAUAUCCGAUUAUUGUUGUGCCCGUAUCGUACUUUAUUGAAAAGAAGGGUUUAAGAUUUGCAGCAUUAUGUGGUGGUAUAGGGACAGCAGUAGCAGCUUUGGUAAAAGUGUUUUCAAUCCACGAAAGUCUCUUUUGGGUCGUCAUAUUAGGUCAAGGAAUUGGAUCAACUGCACAGGUCUUCGUUAUGUGUCUACCUUCCAAGAUUGCUACUGUUUGGUUUAAACCCUCAGAGGUAUCAACCGCAUGCGCCUUAGCGGUAUUUGGUACCCAGUUAGGUUUUGCAUUGGGUUUCGUAGUGCCGUCAACCAUAGUGAGAAACCAUGAAAGUUUGAACCAGAUUGGGUGCGAUUUAAAAUUAUUAUGUCUGGUUCUGACCAUUUAUAUGGUGCCUGUGGUCCUAGGCAUUAUAUUUUUUUUUCCUAGUUGCCCAAGAUUACCGCCUUCGCAGAUUCAGUUAGAAGAAAGACGGCGAAAUCCGUCAUCACUCUCUUUUUCAAAAUAUCUAGGAUUUUUCCUAAAUCUUUUUAAAAAUAGAGGAUUUGUGUUUCAUACGAUUGCUUACGGUAUUAAUAUAGGAGUUUUUGCAGCUAUAGGCACUUUGCUGAAUCAGUUCAUUUUGGAAUAUUUUCCGAACUCUGAAGAAGAUGCUGGACGAAUCGGACUUAUCAUGGUCAUAAGUGGAAUGAUCGGCUCUUUAAUAUUUGGAUUUUUCUUAGAUAAAACCCAUAAAUAUAAGGAAACCACGGUAUUCAUUUACUUUGCAGCAGUCAUAUCAAUUGUCGUAAGCAUGUUCUCCUUAACAUCAUAUUCCAAAGUGUUUGUCUAUUUAUCAUUUGCAACAGUUGGGGUAUUCACCAAUGCUUACAUGCCUGUUGGGUUUGAAUUUGCUGUUGAAAUAACAUACCCAGCAGACGAGAGCACUACUAUUGGAAUAUUGAACGCUAUGACUCAAGCUACUGGAGUUUUGGUUACUAUAUUUUUAGGUAAAUUCAAUUCGCACUUUGGAGCCUUUUGGUUCCUAGCUAGCCAAGCGUUUUUAUUGGCAAUAGGAGCAGUCAUUACCACUUAUGUUCCAAACAAGAAAAGACGACAAGAAGCAAUGCGAGGCUUUGAGAUUAAUGAACUUGAACUAUUGAAAACGAAAAAAUAAAUUGCCUGAAUUUUAUAUUACUGAAAUAAAUCAUUACAUUAC